UAAAAUUAAACGCAGACACUCAAACGAGAGCCAGAUCUGCGUAGACAAACUGAAAACCCUUGUUUUCUCUCUCUGCUUUCCCCCCCUCUAAUUUCUCUUUCUACUCUUCGGAUGCGCUCGAUUUUGAUCGAUCCCUUCUUCUUCUGAUCAGAUCUGAGUGUGCACUUUGAGCUCUGGCUGAUGGAAUUGGGCUUUGUGCAGUGAGUGAGAGAGACUACGUGAUUAGAGAAGAUGUUGACAAAGUUUGAAACGAAGAGUAAUAGGGUGAAGGGACUGAGUUUCCACAGUAAGAGACCGUGGAUCCUUGCAAGUCUUCACAGCGGUGUGAUCCAGUUAUGGGAUUAUCGGAUGGGGACUCUUAUUGAUAGAUUCGACGAGCAUGAUGGACCAGUUCGUGGUGUGCAUUUUCACAAAUCUCAGCCCCUGUUUGUGUCUGGAGGUGAUGAUUACAAGAUCAAAGUUUGGAACUACAAGAUGCAUAGGUGUCUUUUUACCCUGCUUGGACAUCUUGAUUACAUUCGUACUGUGCAGUUUCACCAUGAGUACCCUUGGAUUGUGAGUGCGAGUGAUGACCAGACUAUUCGCAUAUGGAACUGGCAAUCACGCACUUGUAUUUCUGUGUUGACUGGGCAUAACCAUUAUGUAAUGUGCGCCUCGUUCCACCCUAAGGAAGAUCUUGUUGUGUCUGCUUCCCUAGAUCAGACUGUUCGUGUUUGGGAUAUUGGUGCCCUGAGAAAGAAGACCGUGUCCCCUGCAGAUGACAUCCUGCGGUUGAGUCAGAUGAAUGCAGAUCUUUUUGGUGGUGUUGAUGCUGUUGUUAAGUAUGUCUUGGAAGGUCAUGACCGUGGGGUUAACUGGGCUGCAUUUCAUCCCACACUGCCUCUGAUUGUCUCAGGAGCAGAUGAUCGCCAAGUGAAGCUUUGGCGGAUGAAUGACACAAAGGCUUGGGAAGUGGACACGUUGAGAGGGCACAUGAAUAAUGUGUCAUGUGUUAUGUUCCAUGCAAAGCAGGACAUAAUUGUUUCCAAUUCUGAAGACAAAAGUAUCCGUGUGUGGGAUGUGACAAAGCGGACUGGUGUUCAAACUUUCCGCCGAGAGCAUGACCGAUUCUGGAUUCUUGCAUCUCACCCAGAGAUGAACCUCCUUGCAGCUGGUCACGAUAGUGGCAUGAUUGUAUUUAAGUUGGAGAGAGAACGCCCUGCCUUUGCAGUGAGUGGUGAUUCUCUGUUCUAUGCAAAAGAUCGCUUUUUGCGGUUUUAUGAGUUUUCAACUCAAAGAGACACACAAGCGAUUCCAAUUCGACGGCCUGGUACUACCAGCUUGAAUCAAGGUCCAAGGACUCUUUCUUACAGUCCUACAGAAAAUGCUGUUCUUGUCUGUUCUGAUGUUGAUGGAGGAUCUUAUGAGUUGUAUGUGAUACCAAAAGAUAGCAUUGGUAGGGGUGAUAGUGCACAAGAGGCAAAGAGAGGUCUUGGAGGAUCUGCUGUUUUUGUGGCCCGAAAUAGGUUCGCUGUGCUUGACAAAAGCAACAACCAAGUACUAGUCAAGAACUUAAAGAAUGAGAUUGUUAAGAAGGGUAGCCUCCCUAUUGCUGCUGAUGCAAUUUUUUAUGCUGGAACUGGUAACUUGCUGUGUAGGGCUGAGGAUAGAGUGGUUAUAUUUGAUCUCCAGCAGAGGAUUAUUCUGGGUGAUCUUCAAACACCCUUUGUCAAGUAUAUUGUUUGGUCAAAUGACAUGGAAAGUGUUGCGUUGCUCAGCAAACAUGCUAUUAUUAUUGCCAGCAAGAAACUCGUUCACCAAUGUACGCUUCAUGAGACAAUCCGUGUAAAGAGUGGAGCCUGGGAUGAUAAUGGUGUUUUUAUUUACACAACCCUGAAUCACAUCAAAUACUGCCUGCCCAAUGGAGAUAGUGGGAUAAUUAGAACCCUUGAUGUUCCCAUAUAUAUCACUAAGGUUUCUGGAAAUACUAUCUUUUGCUUGGAUCGUGAUGGAAAGAACAGGGCAAUAGUUAUUGAUGCCACAGAAUAUAUUUUCAAGCUCUCACUACUGAAGAAGAAAUAUGACCAUGUUAUGAGCAUGAUAAGGAACUCACAGCUCUGUGGGCAAGCAAUGAUUGCCUAUUUGCAGCAGAAGGGUUUCCCUGAAGUUGCUCUCCAUUUUGUGAAAGAUGAGAGAACUCGGUUCAAUUUGGCACUGGAAAGUGGAAACAUCCAAAUUGCAGUUGCCUCAGCCAAGGAAAUUGAUGAGAAAGAUCAUUGGUAUAGACUGGGGGUUGAGGCUCUUCGUCAGGGCAAUGCAGGCAUUGUGGAAUAUGCCUACCAGAGGACGAAGAAUUUUGAAAGGUUAUCUUUCCUUUAUCUCAUAACUGGGAAUAUGGAAAAACUGUCCAAAAUGCUGAAAAUUGCUGAAGUAAAAAAUGAUGUCAUGGGUCAGUUUCAUAAUGCUCUAUAUUUGGGUGAUGUUCGAGAGCGUGUUAAGAUUUUGGAGAAUGCUGGCCAUUUGCCACUUGCAUACAUCACUGCUUCGACCCAUGGGCUACAUGAUGUUUCUGAGCGACUAGCUGCUGAGUUGGGAGAUAAUGUUCCACCUUUGCCUGAGGGAAAAGUACCCUCCCUUCUGAUGCCACCACCCCCCAUCAUGUGUGGUGGAGAUUGGCCUCUUUUGAGAGUUAUGAGAGGUGUAUUUGAGGGUGGACUGGAUAACAUUGGUAGGAGUGCCCCAGAAGAAGAUGAAGAGGCUGCUGAUGCUGAUUGGGGAGAGGAACUUGAUAUGGCUGAUGUGGAUGGCUUGCAGAAUGGGGAUGUUGGAGCAAUUUUGGAAGAUGGAGAAGUUCCUGAAGAAAAUGAUGAAGAGGGAGGAUGGGACCUUGAGGAUUUGGAGCUCCCUCCAGAGCCAGAUACACCCAGGGCUUCUGUCAAUGCACGUUCUUCAGUUUUUGUGGCCCCAACUCCUGGGAUGCCAGUAAGCCAGAUUUGGACCCAGAGAUCAUCUCUUGCUGCAGAACAUGCAGCAGCUGGCAAUUUUGAUACUGCAAUGCGGUUGUUGAGCAGGCAACUGGGAAUACGGAACUUUGCUCCUUUAAGAUCCAUGUUUCUUGAUCUUCACAGUGGAAGCCACACCUAUCUACGUGCCUUUUCAACUACACCAGUGAUAUCACUGGCAGUUGAGCGUGGAUGGAAUGAGUCUGCUAGCCCUAAUGUGCGGGGCCCACCAGCACUUGUUUUCAAUUUCUCUCAGUUGGAAGAGAAGCUUAAGACUGGUUACAAGGCUACAACAACUGGCAAGUUUACUGAGGCUCUUCGGCUUUUCCUCAGUAUUCUCCACACCAUUCCUUUGAUUGUGGUUGAGUCAAGAAGGGAAGUAGAUGAAGUUAAGGAGUUGAUUAUUAUUGUCAAAGAGUAUGUCUUGGGUCUGAAAAUGGAGCUUAAGAGGAGGGAAAUCAAGGACGAUCCAGUGCGGCCGCAAGAGCUUGCAGCCUAUUUCACUCACUGCAACCUUCAAAUGCCUCACUUAAGGCUUGCGUUGCUGAAUGCGAUGACUAUUUGCUACAAGGCUAGGAACCUCAGUACAGCUGCUAACUUUGCGAGGAGGCUCCUAGAGACAAACCCCACUAUUGAGAACCAAGCAAAGACAGCCAGGCAAGUACUGCAGGCUGCUGAACGGAACAUGACCGAUGCCUCGCAGUUGAACUAUGAUUUCAGGAAUCCAUUUGUGGUUUGUGGGGCAACAUACGUGCCGAUUUAUCGAGGACAGAAGGAUGUCUCUUGCCCAUUCUGUAGUUCCCGGUUUGUGCCUAGCCAGGAAGGGCAGCUUUGUAGUGUUUGUGAUCUUGCAGUUAUUGGGUCGGAUGCUUCAGGUUUGCUCUGUUCUCCUUCCCAGAUAAGAUGAUCAAGCUGCUGAACCAGGAGCAUUUUUAAACUCAUCCUUUUGGCAGUGGAACUGGUCAUGUCAAUUGAUUCAUCUCUGCAAGCAAAGGUAAGAAAUACUAAAGAAAGAGUUAAGUUUCAAAUGAAUUGUUUGUGCUCUCUCCUUUUUGUUGGCUUUUAUCCUUUUCUUCCCCUUUAUUUAGUUGAUUAUGAUUUUAAAUGUAAUAAACAACUUGAGAAUUUUGACUUUGGCUAUUUUUGUUAGUUGUUCAUAGACAAGAAUGGCUGAGGGCCUCUGUUAAAUUAGAUGUCAUAGGCAAGACGACUUGCAUGUCGGUGUACGCAGAUGCCAUUGGGCAAACCUGCUUAUUUCUGUGAUGAAUGCAGGGUUUCUAUUGGUUGGCCAUGAAAGAACUAUUACAAUUUCUAUA
Vitis riparia (riverbank grape) is the source of this 4297-nucleotide messenger RNA. RefSeq names its product coatomer subunit alpha-1. Lineage: Eukaryota; Viridiplantae; Streptophyta; Magnoliopsida; Vitales; Vitaceae. The record is from RefSeq and is a predicted model, not a curated record. Bases 232 to 3888 code for a protein of 1218 amino acids. Gene Ontology annotation, biological process: endoplasmic reticulum to Golgi vesicle-mediated transport; intracellular protein transport; intra-Golgi vesicle-mediated transport. The transcript is spliced from 4 exons. Gene Ontology annotation, cellular component: COPI vesicle coat. Gene Ontology annotation, molecular function: structural molecule activity; protein binding.